CGAGUCGCAUCUCUUGCUAGCGAAAUCCACGGAGGCUACUGAGGUUUCGAUUCUCCGGGCUUUGCUUUCUUCACGCCAGAUACAAGAUGUCCACCCACAAGAAGAAGACAAGGAAGCUUCGUGGACACGUCAGCCACGGUCAUGGACGAAUUGGUAAGCACAGAAAGCAUCCUGGUGGACGUGGUAACGCUGGAGGUAUGCACCACCACCGUAUCAACUUCGACAAGUACCAUCCAGGAUACUUUGGAAAGCUUGGUAUGAGAAAUUACCAUUUGCGCAAAAAUACCAAAUGGUGUCCAUCCUUGAACCUUGACAAGCUGUGGACCCUUGUGUCAGAACAGACCAGGUUGAAGUACAAGAACUCCACCGAUGGCAAGGCUCCGGUCAUCGAUCUUGUCAAGGCUGGAUACUACAAACUUUUGGGCAAAGGACGUCUGCCCAAACAACCGGUCAUUGUCAAGGCCAAAUUCUUUAGCAAACAAGCUGAAGACAAGAUUAAAGCUGUCGGAGGUGCCUGUGUUCUGAGUGCAUAAUCAAUAAGAUCUAUGGCUGAUGAUGACAUACUACAAUGUUGAAUGUACAACAAUCAUCCAUGUACUAUUCUUGAUAAAAAUAAAAAUAAGGUCCUAA
Athalia rosae (coleseed sawfly) is the source of this 630-nucleotide messenger RNA. RefSeq names its product 60S ribosomal protein L27a (gene RpL27A). Gene Ontology annotation, cellular component: cytosolic large ribosomal subunit; ribosome. Gene Ontology annotation, molecular function: structural constituent of ribosome. The transcript has 6 exons. The coding region runs from base 87 to 533 and encodes 148 amino acids. The record is from RefSeq and is a predicted model, not a curated record. NCBI's taxonomy places the organism in Eukaryota, Metazoa, Arthropoda, Insecta, Hymenoptera, Athaliidae. Gene Ontology annotation, biological process: translation.